CUAAAAGUCAAGAUGCAAACAUUAUUCUUAGUAAUGUCAGAAGAUGAAAUCGAAAAAUUAUCAUCUGGCGUUGCAAAAAACAAUAACAGUUUAAGAAAGGAUGCUUCAGAAACCAAAAAUGAUUCAAAGAGUAAUCUUAAUUCAGAUGGCAAUCCUGAAGAUAUAACUUUGAAAGUUCUUGGAGAAUUUGGAAAAUGGCAAUUAUGGUUGAGUGUUUAUAUGGCUUUAUUAAAAUUGCCAUUAGCGUGGUAUCAGUUAAAUAUCAUAUUUAUGGCACCGCCUCAAGAGUUCUGGUGUGCUAAGCCCGAAUCUUUAACUAUUUUGACAGAAAAAGAAUGGAGACGACUCUGUGCUCCUUUAAUUGAAGAAUACCCUUGUUUGAUUUUCGACCCCGAGAUACUGCUUGUUUUACCGUAUAUGGAGAGAGCACUGAUACCCUUAGUGAAAUGUCCUCGAUUUGUUUACAAUACUACGGUAUUUACACGAACAAUUGCUUCAGAUUGGGAUUUAGUAUGCUCCAAACAUUGGUUAAUCCACCUAACCCAAAGCAUAAUGAUGUGGGGAGUUCUUAUUGGUGGCAUCAUUUUUGGUUUAAUCGCAGAUAAGUAUGGGCGCAAAAUCCCAUUAAUGAUCGGAAUAACUAUACAAUUCAUUGCUAGCUACAUAACUAGUGUUUUACCAUGGUACUGGUUAUUUUUGGUAAGCUGGUUCAUUCUAGCUUUGGCUUCCGGUGGAAUUGGCAUUAUAUCGUUUGUUUUAAGUAUGGAGAUCGUAGGAGGAAAAUGGCGAACAAUAAUACCCAUUGUAUACCAGUUACCUUUUGGUCUUGGGAAUACAAUCAUGGCGAUACUUGCCUAUUGGCUUCGGGACUGGCGAAAGUUGGAAAUUGCUUUGGCCACCCUGUCUUCACUAUUUUUAUUUUACUGGGUGUUAAUAACAGAAUCACCUAGGUGGCUUAUUGCCACGGGCCAAAGUGAAAAGGCUUUAGUGGUAUUAGAAAAUGCAGCAAAACAAAACGGAAGAGAAAAAUUUCUACAAGAUGCGUUACCAUCUUUAAACAUUUAUAAGACUCGCAUUAGAAACGAUCCGGGAUUUAUUGCUUUUAUAAAAUCAGACAGCAUGCGACUUAUAACGUUUUUGCUGUCUUUGAAUUGGUUCUGCACUGGUUUAGAGUUUUACACUUUCUCACAGUAUCUUGGGUUAAUCGGUUCUAACAUUUUCUUAACAGUUGCAAUUAGCGGGCUUAUAUCUGUAUUUGGUGGAAUAGCUUGUCUUUUAAUUGUAACAAAACUUGCACGAAAACCAACAGUUUGGGUAUUUCAAACAAUAACAGCUUUUUGUUUUGUCUUCAUUUUUAUUAUACCAAAAGGUGUAUUUGUAAAUGAUUGGCCACGUCUUUUAUGUGCUGGUUUAGGAUUUGCUGGACUAGCAGGCACGGUACCGGCUUUGUAUUUGUUUUCCGGAGAACUUUUCCCGACCUUAGGACGCAAUGGUGGUGUAGGUGGAGUGACAACAUUUGCUAGGGUUGCUGCCAUGGUCGCACCAGCAGUUGUAAAUCUCGAAGAAUUAAUACCGGACCUUCCUUUAAUACUUCUGGCAAUAAUUUCAUUUGGUCAAUUAGCAUUACUUGUUCCUCUGCCUGAAACAAAGGAUCAACCAUUGCCCGAUACCUUGGAGCAAGCCGAAGAAUUUUAUAAAAAAACAAACAAGGACAAAAAAAGAAAUAAAACAUCUAAACAUAAGACAUAGAAAAGUUUAUUGAACCACUAAAGUAUAUUGGAAUUGACAGUUAUAUAAAAAUAUCUUAUAGUUAGAUGGUGUAUGUUAUAAUAUCCAAUAUUAAAUUGGUAACUCAUAAAAUAUAGUAUAAAAAAUAUUGGUGUUCAUUAUAUUUUAAAUGCUUUCAAAACAUUAUGGUUCACUUUUUAAGCCUAAUCCGAGUGCAUGUUUUAAAUGCGAUUUUCACUUUGUGCAUGUAUUUUAUAGGGGAAAAUACAUUAAUUAUGCUGCAUUAUCAUAAAAUAGAUCUUAUAGUAGCACA
This is a messenger RNA of Danaus plexippus (monarch butterfly), 2041 nucleotides long. Its product is annotated as organic cation transporter protein-like. Gene Ontology annotation, cellular component: membrane. Bases 13 to 1749 code for a protein of 578 amino acids. The record is from RefSeq and is a predicted model, not a curated record. Lineage: Eukaryota; Metazoa; Arthropoda; Insecta; Lepidoptera; Nymphalidae. Gene Ontology annotation, biological process: transmembrane transport. Gene Ontology annotation, molecular function: transmembrane transporter activity. The transcript has 9 exons.